UAACUUUAUUCUUCCAUGCCCCACCCUUAAUGUCAGCUUCCUCUACAUUCAUUCUUUCUUUCCUUUGCUAUACUUUCUCCCUUGCUUCUUCCAUCAUUCCUUCUCACAUGACCCCCCCUCUCUCUCGGACAGGAAUGCCGAUGUCCUGAAGAAUUACCAGAGCUCAAGCUGAUUCCAAAAUUGAACAAUGGCAGCCAAUACAGGUUCAGUCUUCAACAAAUUCCUCUCUUUCUUUAUCCUUCUUCUCCAUCUUGGUUGCUUUAUUUUCAAAGCCAAAUUAGAUGAUCGCCAGCCAGCCAAGAAACGCAAGAAAGUCUCUCCUCUUGCUCCCAUUUCUUCUUCUCAUUCUCGCCUAAAACCCCACAAAGCUCUCUCUUCCUCUUGGUCCUACCUCAAAAGCAUUUUCUCUGGUAAAACGUCCAAAACCCAAACUCAACCUGCAGCUCCGAUUCUAACCUCAGCAAGAUCAUCACAACAAUCCAUUGUCUCCAUGAUCCUACCUGAUCAAACUCACUUGCCCGAACUUCCACCAAGGAAAAAGUCAACUGGGUCCUGCGAAGAAUCCGAUAUCUCAACAGAUCACCAAUUCUUUCCUUUGAGAAAUGAUAUUUUUCCAUGUUCAGUUUGCGGUGAAGUUUUCCAGAAACCUCAGCUUCUUGAACAGCAUCAAGCUGUCAAACAUGCUGUCACACAGCUUCUAGACGGUGAUUCAGGCAAGAAUAUAGUCGAUAUCAUAUUUAAAACUGGAUGGUCUUGCAAAGACAAGAGCCCAGAAAUCCGUAGGAUUUUGAAGAUCCAUAAUAGUCCAAAGAUAUUGUCAAGAUUUGAGGAGUACAGAGAGUUUGUCAAAGCUAAAGCAGCGAGAAACAGUCCUAUCAAGAGACGAGAUGAGAGGUGCAUUGCUGAUGGUAAUGAGCUCUUGAGGUUUUACUGCUCAACUUUUAUGUGCGAUUUAGGACUGAACGGGGAUUCUAGUAUUUGUAACCAGCAAUAUUGCAGUGUUUGUGGGAUAAUCAAGUCUGGUUUCUCACCAAAGAUGGAUGGAAUUUCUACACUGUCUACUAGCUGGAGAGCACACAUGGCGUUCCCUGAGGAGAUUGAAGAGGAGUUCAAGUUCAUGAACGUGAAACGGGCUAUGCUAGUUUGCAGGGUCGUGGCGGGUCGGAUCGGGUGUGAUCUGGAGGGGGAUAUAGACAAGCAGGAUAGGGGGUCUGAUUCUGUCCUGGGAAGAGGUGGCAGUGGGAUCCACACGAGGUUGGACGAGGAGGAGCUGUUGGUGUUUAAUCCAAGGGCUGUGCUUCCUUGCUUUGUUAUUGUAUAUACUGUGUGAGUGUGAUCAUGGUAAUAGAGUAUGAUCCCUUCUGCUUGUGUUUUUACUUUUGAUGGAUUUUUCAUGUGUGAUGUGUGGUGGUGAUCAUGGCUUUUGAUUUUACCUUCUACUUGAUCCGUGAAUGUGACCAAAACAUGGUCAGUUGGUCUCGACCCCAUUACCCCAGAGAGUAGAUGCUGUAUAAUGUUAGUUGCGGAUUAAUUUCCCCUGAUUUGCUUCUGAUUUA
Populus euphratica (Euphrates poplar) is the source of this 1556-nucleotide messenger RNA. Its product is annotated as zinc finger (C2H2 type) family protein. The transcript has a single exon. The record is from RefSeq and is a predicted model, not a curated record. Lineage: Eukaryota; Viridiplantae; Streptophyta; Magnoliopsida; Malpighiales; Salicaceae. Bases 188 to 1330 code for a protein of 380 amino acids.